AUGCGGAAGUGCGCGCGCACACUUAGUAAGGAGCCGGCACAGAGGGAGAACGGCGCUGCGGGCGUCCCCGCCGAUGGCAGCGUGGCGGGUUUCCCCGCCACGCUGACUACCUUGGUUGACUUUAUACUAACAGGCUUAUCUACUGCGUACGCCACUGAAUUACUACUCUUUGUACUCUUCCUUGUGAUUUAUGUGUUUUCAUUUCUGAGCAACCUUUCUAUGACAUUGCUGAUAUGGGCUGUCCCCAAGCUACACACUCCUAUGUAUUUUUUCCUGAGUCAUUUGUCAUUGAUCGACAUGUGUUAUUCCUCAACCAUCAUACCCAAGAUGCUCUCAGAUUUCCUAACAAAGAGAAAGCACAUAUCAUUUAGCGCCUGUGCAACACAAAUGUUUUUCUUUGCUAUGUUUGCAACCUCUGAGUGCUUCAUGGUGACUGCUAUGGCAUAUGAUCGAUAUGUAGCAAUAUGUCAGCCUCUUGUGUACCAUAUCAUAAUGAACAAGAAUUUGUGCUGGUUGCUGGUAAUAGGAGCUUAUUUUAGCAGCCUCCUUGCCUCUGUAACACACACUGCUGCCAUUUUUAGCUUUCCUUUAUGUGGUUCCCAAUUAAUUAACCAUUUUUACUGUGAUAUCCCCCCACUUUUAAAGCUUGUAUGCAUGCAUUCCCAUGCAAGAAAAUCUGUAGUAUUUUCCCUUUCUAUGGUAAUGGGAAUUAUUUCCUUGCUUAUAAUACUGACUUCCUACGUAUAUAUAAUCUGCGCUAUCCUUGGGAUUCAGUCAACACAUGGAAGAUCUAAAGCCUUCUCCACCUGUGCUUCACAUCUGACUGUAGUAAUCUUAUUUUACAGCAGUGUCUUUUCUAUUUAUUUUAGACCUAGCUUGGGCCUAGAAUUUGGAAAUAUAGAUAAAUUCUUUUCAAUAUUUUAUACUGUGGCCUCUCCCUUGCUGAACCCUCUUAUUUACAGUUUUAAGAACAUGGAAGUGAAAAAUGCACUGAAACAUUUUCUGGCCUUGAAAAUAAAAACUAAGCUUCUGAACAGCUAG
Xenopus tropicalis (tropical clawed frog) is the source of this 1041-nucleotide messenger RNA. It is a transcript of the gene or5ds1, whose product is annotated as olfactory receptor family 5 subfamily DS member 1. The coding region runs from base 1 to 1041 and encodes 346 amino acids. Gene Ontology annotation, biological process: detection of chemical stimulus involved in sensory perception of smell; G protein-coupled receptor signaling pathway; signal transduction. NCBI's taxonomy places the organism in Eukaryota, Metazoa, Chordata, Amphibia, Anura, Pipidae. The record is from RefSeq and is a predicted model, not a curated record. Gene Ontology annotation, molecular function: olfactory receptor activity; G protein-coupled receptor activity. Gene Ontology annotation, cellular component: plasma membrane; membrane. The transcript is spliced from 2 exons.